AUGGGAAGUGCAGAAAGGCAGAGGGGCCGUGGGCGGAGGGAGGGCAGAGGGGGGCGGAGGGAGGGCAGAGGGGGCAGAGGGAGGGCAGAGGGGGCGGAGGGAGGGCAGGCAGAGGGGGCGGAGGGAGGGCAGGCAGAGGGGGCGGAGGGAGGGCAGGCAGAGGGGGCGGAGGGGGCGGAGGGAGGGCGGAGGGGGCGGAGGGGGCGGAGGGAGGGCAGAGGGGGCGGAGGGAGGGCAGAGGGAGGGCAGAGGGGGCGGAGGGAGGGCAGAGGGAGGGCAGAGGGGGCGGAGGGAGGGCAGAGGGGCGGAGGGAGGGCAGAGGGGGCGGAGGGAGGGCAGAGGGGGCGGAGGGAGGGCAGAGGGGGCGGAGCGGAGGGCAGAGGGGGCGGAGGGAGGGCAGAGGGGGCGGAGGGAGGGCAGAGGGGGCGGAGGGAGGGCAGAGGGGGCGGAGGGAGGGCAGAGGGGGGCGGAGGGAGGGCAGAGGGGGCGGAGGGAGGGCAGAGGGGGGCGGAGGGAGGGCAGAGGGGGCGGAGGGAGGGCAGAGGGGGCGGAGGUGAGGGCAGAGGGGGCGGAGGGAGGGCAGAGGGGGCGGAGGGAGGGCAGAGGGGGCGGAGGGAGGGCAGAGGGGGCGGAGGGAGGGCAGAGGGGGCGGAGGGAGGGCAGAGGGGGCGGAGGGAGGGCAGAGGGGGCGGAGGGAGGGCAGAGGGGGCGGAGGGAGGGCAGAGGGGGCGGAGGGAGGGCAGAGGGGGCGGAGGGAGGGCAGAGGGGGCGGAGGGAGGGCAGAGGGGGCGGAGGGAGGGCAGAGGGGGCGGAGGAGGGCAGAGGGGGCGGAGGGAGGGCAGAGGGGCGGAGGGAGGGCAGAGGGGGCGGAGGAGGGCAGAGGGGGCGGAGGGAGGGCAGAGGGGGCGGAGGGAGGGCAGAGGGGGCGGAGGGAGGGCAGAGGGGGCGGAGGGAGGGCAGAGGGGGGCGGAGGGAGGGCAGAGGGGGCGGAGGGAGGGGCAGAGGGGGCGGAGGGAGGGCAGCAGAGGGGGCGGAGGGAGGGCAGAGGGGGCGGAGGGAGGGCAGAGGGGGCGGAGGGAGGGCAGAGGGGGCGGAGGGAGGGCAGAGGGGGCGGAGGGAGGGCAGAGGGGGCGAGGGAGGGCAGAGGGGGCGGAGGGAGGGCAGAGGGGCGGAGGGAGGGCAGAGGGGCGGAGGGAGGGCAGAGGGGCGGAGGGAGGGCAGAGGGGCGGAGGGGAGGGCAGAGGGGCGGAGGGAGGGCAGAGGGGCGGAGGGAGGGCAGAGGGGCGGAGGGGAGGGCAGAGGGGCGGAGGGAGGGCAGAGGGGCGGAGGGAGGGCAGAGGGGCGGAGGGAGGGCAGAGGGGCGGAGGGAGGGCAGAGGGGCGGAGGGAGGGCAGAGGGGCGGAGGGAGGGCAGAGGGGCGGAGGAGGGGGCAGAGGGGCGGAGGGAGGGCAGAGGGGCGGAGGGAGGGCAGAGGGGCGGAGGGAGGGCAGAGGGGCGAGGGAGGCAGAGGGGCGGAGGGGCAGAGGGGCGGAGGGAGGGCAGAGGGGCGGAGGGAGGGCAGAGGGGGCGGAGGGAGGGCAGAGGGGCAGAGGGGAGGGCAGAGGGGGCAGAGGGGAGGGCAGAGGGGCGGAGGGAGGGCAGAGGGGCGGAGGGAGGGCAGAGGGGCGGAGGGAGGGCAGAGGGGCGGAGGGAGGGCAGAGGGGCGGAGGGAGGGCAGAGGGGCGGAGGGAGGGGCAGAGGGGCGGAGGGAGGGCAGAGGGGCGGAGGGAGGGGCAGAGGGGGGCGGAGGGAGGGCAGAGGGGC
Messenger RNA from Schistocerca serialis cubense, 1803 nucleotides. RefSeq lists its product as uncharacterized. NCBI's taxonomy places the organism in Eukaryota, Metazoa, Arthropoda, Insecta, Orthoptera, Acrididae. The annotation marks the transcript as partial. The transcript has a single exon. The record is from RefSeq and is a predicted model, not a curated record.